Molecule: messenger RNA, 153 nt
Organism: Rhizophagus irregularis DAOM 181602=DAOM 197198
Lineage: Eukaryota; Fungi; Glomeromycota; Glomeromycetes; Glomerales; Glomeraceae
Source: RefSeq, a predicted model, not a curated record
GGAUUUAGUGAAAUUCAUAAAGCUAUCUGGUUAGAUGGUCCUAUUUUUAGUUGGAAUUUUGACAAACAACAGUGGAUUAGAUAUAAUUUUCAAACAGAAAAAAUCAUUUUCAAAAUUUAUUCAAUUCUUUGGAUUUACCCAAGAUCCGAAUAA